GAAAACAAAACUGCAUCAAGGAAGCAACUGCAGACGGCGUGGGAAGGCUUUAGAGCUCAAGGGACCGAUUUUCACUUUUCAAACAGACAGAUUUGUAGCGGAGAUAAAAGAAAUGGCGAAAAUGCGUAUGUAAAACGUAUGAAAUGGGUUAUUCUAAAUGUAAACGAAUCAUUUUUAUUGUAUCAAUGCAUUAUAAGUAUUCAACAAAUGAAUCCAAAUAUUAGCAAUGGCUCUUGUUAGGACUCGUUGAAAUGAUUUACAACACAUUGAUAAAUUAUAACGUUUGAUACGAUUUGAUAACAAUUUAGUAUUUGGUUUAUACACACAAAUGUAAAGCGUUUGGAUGUUAGUUUAGUCCCCUUGAACAACAUGAACGAGUGAAACUAUUAAGAAACAUCGCUGUGAGAGACUGUCGAAGAGUGCCUCGUGGUGCCGCCCACGCGUGACGCACUUCCCAGCAGGUACAUUGCGCAAAUGUGCAGUCGUUAAAAAAAAGGAAAAAAAGAAAGUCAAGAAACAUGGCAAGCUGCUGCUCGGCGGACUUGUCCGCCGUCCCUCUGGUCGCCCUCAAUGUGACCAUCAGGAAGAAACUGAGCCUUUACUUGAACCCCCGCACCGUGGUGGCCGCCGACUGGACGAUGGUGGCCGAGGCCAUGGGCUUCUCUUACCUGGAGAUCAUCAACUACCAGCAGGUCCCCAACCCCACGAAGCGGGUCUUGGAUGACUGGCAGGCGAGCUCGAGCGAAGCCACCGUAGGCAAGUUGUUGUCCAUCUUGGAGGAAGUGGAAAGGAACGACGUCGUGGAGGAUCUUCGUCCUCUAAUGGAGGAGGAUGUGAGAAAGUAUUACGAGAGUUUGAAGAAAAGUGCCGUUCGCCCCCUGCAGGUACCCGAGGUGGACAGCUGCAUCCCUCGUACGCCCCAGGGGUCCGGCCUAACCCUGGAGGAUAAUCUGAAUGGUUCUCCCGAGCUGUUUGACGCUUUCAUUUGUUACUGCAAGACCGACAUCGCGUUCGUGCACGAGAUGAUCCGAGAGCUGGAGCAGACGGACUACCGGCUGAAGCUUUGCGUGUUCGACCGCAACGUCCUGCCCGGAUCGUGCGUGUGGACCAUCACCAGCGAGCUCAUUGAGAAGAGGUGUAAGAGGAUGGUGGUUGUGAUCUCAGAUGAAUACAUUGAAAGUGACGCAUGUGACUUCCAGACUAAGUUUGCGCUCAGCCUAUCUCCUGGAGCUCGGACUAAACGGCUCAUCCCUGUUGUUUACAAGUCGAUGACAAAACAGUUCCCGAGGAUCCUAAGCUUCCUGACCAUUUGCGACUACACAAAUCCGUACACGCAGACCUGGUUUUGGGAACGACUGGCUAAAGCUCUUUCUCUGCCGUAGUUGUGACUGUUAUAAGCAUGUUUUGAGAAGUGGUUUUCUGUAAUUCCAUCAACUAUAAAACUAUCGGGACCCAAAACAAAACUAAAUGUAGUGUAAGUGGUGAAGAAAUUAUGUCAUUCUGAACCAUAACACUUGAGUGACUGGAGUUAAAAACUGUUUUAUGUCAUUUAGAAUGUAUUUUAUGAUUGUCAUGAUGAAAACCACAGUUUACAAAGAUAUUUUUGCAUGUGUUGAAGACUGCAAAGUUCCGUGUUCACUUUUAUCCUUCCUCUUUGAUUCUCAGUUUGAGAUUUCAGCGAAAAGAGAAGUUUAAACGUAUAUGCAGGACUGACUGUCUUUCUCACUUCUUUCUUGUGCCUCACCAUCUCAUGUUCUGGUUAUUCGUGUUUUUGGAUGCUAUUUGAUUUUUUUCAUUAAAUAUUUUACCAUU
Molecule: messenger RNA, 1812 nt
Organism: Hippocampus zosterae (dwarf seahorse)
Lineage: Eukaryota; Metazoa; Chordata; Actinopteri; Syngnathiformes; Syngnathidae
Gene: myd88
Product: MYD88 innate immune signal transduction adaptor
Exons: 5
Coding region: 519-1382 (287 amino acids)
Biological process (GO): Toll signaling pathway; defense response to Gram-positive bacterium; MyD88-dependent toll-like receptor signaling pathway
Cellular component (GO): plasma membrane
Molecular function (GO): TIR domain binding; Toll-like receptor binding
Source: RefSeq, a predicted model, not a curated record